AUGUCCCUGACCAACGUUAUCGACCCGGAGAAUGCCCCAAACUAUGAGGACAUGGAGAAACAGUUCGCCGUGAGGGCGGUGCAGCAUAUGACGGUCUAUUGGGGCAUUCUAGAAAAGAUACCUGGCUCAAAACUUCGCCUGACUCGACUUGACGACGAGAUCCUCGACCACUUUAAGCGUGAAUUUCCGGAUUUCGACCCAGCUGAGGAGAUUGACGAGGAUGCCAUGAAGAGCAAAGAUGGCAAAGAGAAGUGGCGCAAUUUUGCCCAGGUCUACGAAAAGGGCGAGAAGAAAAUCGAAGACUACAACUUCGGCACCAUGCUGAGGAAAAGUCCCAAAACCGAGUAUGGCGAAAAGGAGACCAUUUUUGUGAUUCGGGUGCAAUUCUAUGCCAUCGAAAUUGCUAGAAACAGAGCUGGACUGAACGACUGGAUUUAUGAAAACGCACAGAAGCAAGAGAAGAAGUCAUAG
Molecule: messenger RNA, 471 nt
Organism: Fonsecaea nubica
Lineage: Eukaryota; Fungi; Ascomycota; Eurotiomycetes; Chaetothyriales; Herpotrichiellaceae
Exons: 1
Coding region: 1-471 (156 amino acids)
Cellular component (GO): cytoplasm
Source: RefSeq, a predicted model, not a curated record